AUGGCGACAGACUACAACAAGCUCAAGGUGGUCGAGUUGAAGGAGAUCCUAAAGGUACGUGGCAUUCCAUCGACAGGCCUGUCGCGUAAAGCACAAAUCGUCGAGGCAUUGGAGGAGAACGAUCGCGAGCAGGCAGGCGCGGCGGCAGAGGAUGGAGAGAAUGCAGAGCAGCCAGCAGAAGUGAAAGGCGAGGACGCGGUGGCUCAAGAGGAAGAUUUGCCGGAAGCACAACAGGCACAGCCAGUGGAGAGUGCGCCGGAGAUUGUGCUGCCUGAGCAGCCCACCGAAGCGAUGGAGGAUGUGGUCGAAGAGCAAUCGGUGCAGACAGAACUGCCUCUGGACACCUCGACCUCCACCCUGGCACCUUUGUCCGACCUACCAGUCCUGCAAAGCAGCGAGCCCUUCUCCAAAGAACCCUCAACCCGCACCACACCGCAACCCUCCUCUCCCGCAACCGAGAGCGUAUCGUCGGAGAUACGCAAACGCAAGAGACGCAGCCGCACUCCGGCCCCGAAUGAAGAGAGCGUGCAGAAGAAGUUGAAGGCCGCCGAGGAAGAGGCUGCGCUGAUUGUCAAGCUGCCCGAGGACCAAGAGGAGGACAAGAAUGCAGAAGAGAAGAUGGUGGAAGAUGCGCCGGUGGCGGUCGACAGGAGUGCUGAGAUUGACAGUGGCGACAAGAUCCUACCAUACAGCAGUAGUGACGAUGUGAUGAAGGUGGACGAGGAGAAGCAAGCUCAAUCACCAGGCGCAGAGCACAGAACAGAUCUCAAAGCACCGACUCAGCCAGCCCACGCAGAGGAGACAGGUGAGGGCGAAACUGCGACGGAACCUGCAAUCCACCCUGCCACUCGCGCGCUAUACAUUCGCGGCCUCGUUCGCCCACUGCCAGCUGCCCAGCUCCGAACCCACCUCGUUCAGUUGGCUACCGCACCCAACACAUCCUCAUCCGACUCGGUCGUUGAGACUCUCCACAUCGACCAGAUCCGCACGCAUGCUUUCGCUCUCUUCACCUCUGUCUCUGCGGCUGCGCGCACCCGCUCGGCUCUGCACUCCCACAUCUGGCCUGACGAGCCCACGCGCAAGCCUCUCUGGGUGGACUUUGUGCCGGAGGAGAAGGUGGAAGGGUGGAUUGAGGAGGAGUUACGUGAGGAACGAGAGGGCGGACGAAGGGGGGUGAAGCGAUGGGAAGUCGUCUACGAAGAGGGCACAGAGGGCAUCGAGGCGCGAUUGACGGAGGGCAGCAGCGCCACACCAGCUGCUACCGCGCCGGCGCGACCGGGCAGUACUGCAAGCGCAGCAGGAGCGGGUGCGGGCAUGCCCAACGCGCCUCUCGGCCCCCGCGGCGCGAAACCCCCACCGUCACACGAAGCCGCAGCUCCCUCCCUCACCAAAUCGACACCCACCCCAGCUCCCUCCACCGCCUCCUUCGACAUCCUCGAUCACCGCUUCUCUCACACCACCAGCAAACCCAAACUCUACUUCAAGCCUCAACUCCCCGUCGUCGUGGAGGAGCGCCUCGAUGCGCUGGCGAGCCUCACAAGUCGGGACUGGGACGACAGGAAGGACGGGAGCUUCACUUUCGGCGGCGACGUGCGGAGGUAUACGUUUGAGGAUGGGGGUAAGCUUGUGGAUGGUGGGCCGGAUAUUGGGAAUUUCGGGCGGCCGAGGGGUAUGGAGCUUCCGGGGGGUGGAAGGAGAGGAGGCGGAGGCGGAGGCGGAGGUCGGGGUAGGAGGUGA
Messenger RNA from Neohortaea acidophila, 1737 nucleotides. RefSeq lists its product as uncharacterized. Lineage: Eukaryota; Fungi; Ascomycota; Dothideomycetes; Mycosphaerellales; Teratosphaeriaceae. The transcript has a single exon. The record is from RefSeq and is a predicted model, not a curated record. Bases 1 to 1737 code for a protein of 578 amino acids.